Anastrepha obliqua is the source of this 2562-nucleotide messenger RNA. RefSeq names its product prion-like-(Q/N-rich) domain-bearing protein 25. Bases 352 to 2220 code for a protein of 622 amino acids. The transcript has 11 exons. The record is from RefSeq and is a predicted model, not a curated record. Lineage: Eukaryota; Metazoa; Arthropoda; Insecta; Diptera; Tephritidae.
AUAAUAUGAGGAAAAAUUCAAUUAAUUAAAAGAAAAAACAAAAAAAAACAAAAAAAGGUUUAACAAUUUGUUCAACUUACCACAACUACCACUAAUAAAAAACACGUCGAAUAUAUUUAAACUGGAUUAAUGCUAGAAAUCAGCUCAUUGCAGCAUUAAACCGUAACUGACGCAGCCAUCUGGCCAUGCUCGUCGAGCUCUGAUUGCACGGCUGUAAAAUCAACAUGCAACACAGAGACGGCAAAUUGUGAAUGUGACAGUUUUGAUUAUGUACUUGCCAGCAACUUGACAGAAUGUCUGAAGACGUCACUGAUUGGUGACCAAUGCGAGGACACAGUUCAAUGCAAUCUUAUGCCAUCGGGAGCCAGUUGUAAGUCGGGGGUCUGCGAUUGCGCCGAUGGAUACACAUAUGUUGGUGGACGAUGUAGACUAUUGAAUGGUUUGAAUAGCUCCUGUGAAACGGAUAUCGAUUGCUUAUUUAGUUACGAUCGUGAAUCGGUUAUCUGCAGCGACAAUGUUUGCAAAUGCGCUGACGGUUAUUAUCACAGAACUGGAAAUAUAUGUCGUCGUAAAUCAAUGAAAAUUGGCGAUGCCUGUGUCGUGCAUACGGACUGUGAAGAUUUAGGAACGAAUGUGCAAUGUAAUAAUUUGAUCUGCGCAGAGGCAUCACAAAGCGACUCAGGAUCAUCAAAAACGGUUUUAAAUGCCCGCACAUAUACACCCACAUCUACCGGUGCAAACACAAACGCAGGCACGACGAGCACAAACACCCAUACGAAAACGGAUGUUGGCAAUGAGAAAUCACCGUCAUCAGAUGGUACAUCUCAACUCUCAAAAUCCACGUCAACCAAUAGCACGAGCAAAGAUACAUUAGCACUGGUGAAUGGACGUAGUGAUUUAACGGACGAUACAGAAAACGAAGCGGAACACGAAGAGGGAGGUGAAAGCGAACAAAAGCGGAAAUCACGUGAAAUCGCCGUACAAACUAGCAUCGAUGCUUUUGAAUUGAAGCCAUUGGCGACACCGUUAGUGAAAAAUGUUGGCACUGGCACCACAUCGAGCAGCAGCAGUCGACGUUUCUCACGCUAUAGGCGCCGUCAACCCGCAUUCCGCUACGACUACGAGGAUAAGAGUUUCUCGACUCUAUCGAACACGGAUGAUGAUACGGAGGAUAAGCAAUACGGCAGCUCUUGCACAGAGAAUGGAAAAGUGUGUGCCGGACUUCCGCAUUCGAUUUGCUCACGUAAUAUUUGUUUCUGCCGCACUGGCUACUAUCCAAGCAAUGGGAAAUGUUUUGCGGAGCUGGGCGAGAUAGCGGAGAGUGCCAACGAAUGUGAACACACAUUCGAUACGUCAACCAAGAAAUGUAUUUGCCAAACUAAUUACUUCUACGAAAGCAAUCUACGCUCUUGCCGAAAACCAAUUCUAUACACCUUAUCGUGUACCUCGGAUAGCCAAUGCAGUCCCUUCGGCUCUGCCUAUUGUCCUACGCAAAUUCCCAGACGUUGCACCUGCGAGGAAUAUGCCGAGUACGAUGAACUAAAUCAGAUGUGCGUCUACAAACGGGGAUUGGGCGAGUAUUGUGAAACGAAUGACGUCUGCAGUACGGUUACGAAUGCGGUCUGUACGAAUAAUUUAUGUGCAUGCAAGGAAAACUACUUAGCGAAUAAUAAUACCUGUGUACCCGGCAUCGGUGCCACGUGCACAGAAGAUGUCGAAUGCGGAGUAGACAAUUCGGCUUGUGAUCUCACCUCACCGACAAGUGAGGAAACCGGCAGAACUUGCCAGUGCAAGAAGGGAUAUGUACAUUUUAAGGAUGAGUGCCUAAAGGAAGCGGAGGAACUAGAAGACGAGUGCAUUGAAACAGAGCAAUGCACACCACUGUUGGCCACCUGCAUCGAUAAGAAGUGUUCUUGCACAUCCGAACAACACUUUAAGCUCGGAGUUUGUCAGGAAAAGAAGGCUCUUGACGAUUCUUGUACUCGGUCCACUCAAUGCUUUGUUGAAAAGGAACCGGAAAAUGUUGAAUGUCGUAAUUCGGUUUGUCAAUGCAAGUUUGGCUAUCAAGCGGAUGAAGAACAGAAGACUUGUAUACGUGUCGUAUCCAGUACCAAAAAUUCUUCCGGAAGGCCAAGUGCUCUUAAAAUAAUAACAUUCCUAUUAAUAGGAUCAGCUUUCUUAAUAACAAGUGCCGCAAUUAAACAGGCUUAUUACGAUUAAAUGUCACCUACGUUAUUUAUAUGUUAACUAAGGGGUCCCGGUGGUCUAGAGCUCAAAAAUUUAAAGUAUUUUCAGGAAUUUUUUCGUACAUAGAAGGCUUUUUAUUUAACUUCUUUUACAUACAAAAAUGAAAAUUUUUUUUUAAAUUUUAAUACUUUUAAAAACAUCACUGAAGUUAACCCAUUCGACCUGGAAGGUGUUGUUUUUUUCGGCUUUUCUAUUUAUCUGAAACACAAAACCCAAAAAAAUUAUUAGUCAGUAUGACUGUAGCUAUGCCCCUCUACUAGAAUAAAACAAAAAAAGAAAGAAAAAGAAUAUUUGGCCAAAUGGCGCUGUUUUGAA